Messenger RNA from Exophiala mesophila, 4302 nucleotides. RefSeq names its product calcium-translocating P-type ATPase, PMCA-type. The record is from RefSeq and is a predicted model, not a curated record. The transcript has 3 exons. Bases 1 to 4302 code for a protein of 1433 amino acids. Gene Ontology annotation, molecular function: ATP binding; ATP hydrolysis activity; P-type calcium transporter activity. NCBI's taxonomy places the organism in Eukaryota, Fungi, Ascomycota, Eurotiomycetes, Chaetothyriales, Herpotrichiellaceae. Gene Ontology annotation, cellular component: membrane; intracellular membrane-bounded organelle. Gene Ontology annotation, biological process: intracellular calcium ion homeostasis; calcium ion transmembrane transport.
AUGGAUCCUCCUGUCGACGACCACGACCCUGAACAACCACCCAAACCGCUUCACCAGCGCACCAGAGCACCCACAAUCAGCAUCGAUGACACUUCCAUCAAUCCCCGACCUGAUGCUCCCCCUAGCGCCUCCUCUGACAAACCAGGUCCUUUACCUCGAAUUCAGACUACUGGCUUAGAGUCACCCUCUCUCGCGUCCCCGUUUUCCUUGUCUCCUACCGACCAACGAUUAUCCAUCGACACCCGUGGAUCUCGACCCACCUCACCGCACAAUGUCUCGUCUCCCAGAGGACAGGCCCUGGAUGGAGCUGGUGCACAGACCUUCUUGUCUGUCCCUGGUUCAAGAGCGAGGGGUACGUCAGUAGAGUCGGAGCUCUCGCAAUCUUCCGAUUAUGGCGGUGAAACUCAGAUCGAAUCUCUGGCUUCCACAGCCGGCGAUCCCCUCAGCAAGUCGUCCUUUUCCAAUAACAACGAGAUCAUGAACGACGAGUCCGCAUUACACCCCGAUCCUGGCACCGAAGACGACUUCAAAGUAGAGAACAACAAAUUCGCCUUCAGUCCCGGUCAACUCAACAAAAUGAUAAACCCCAAGAGUUUGGCCGCCUUUCACGCCCUGGGUGGCCUUGGUGGCCUCGAAAAAGGCCUCCGUACCAAUCGACACACCGGCCUGAGCAGCGAUGAAGUGGGUCUCGAUGGCACCGUUGAUUUCAGUGACGCUGUCCAAGCAGGAGUUGUUUCUAAUGAAAAGUUUGGCUCCGUCAAGAGGACCAUGACUGCUAGUUCAAUGACACAGCCAGCCAAGACCUCGGACAACUCCUUUCACGACCGGAAACGCAUAUUCAAAGACAACCGACUGCCCGAAAAGAAAUCAAAGACUUUCUGGCAACUGGCUUGGACCGCAUACAACGACCGUGUCUUGAUCCUUCUCUCUGUUGCCGCAGUCAUCUCUCUUGCUCUGGGCAUCUACCAAAGCGUCCGCCCUGUUCAAGCUGAAGAACACGAAGCUCGAGUGGAAUGGGUCGAGGGUGUUGCAAUUAUGGUCGCCAUUCUUGUCGUUACCUUCGUCGGUGCUUUGAAUGAUUUUCAGAAGGAGCGUCAGUUUGUCAAACUGAACAAGAAAAAGGAGCAGAGAAAUGUCAAGGUUAUUCGUUCUGGCAAAUCACAAGAAAUAUCCGUCUAUGACGUUUUGGUCGGCGACAUCAUGCAUCUUGAACCCGGGGACCUUAUUCCUGUCGACGGCGUCUUUAUCGAUGGCCACAACGUGAAAUGUGACGAGUCAUCUGCCACCGGAGAGUCGGACAUUAUUCGUAAGACCAGAGCCGACGAGGUCUAUCACGCCAUCGAAGCCCACGAAAAUCUCAAGAAAAUGGACCCUUUCAUCCUUUCAGGCGGCAAGGUUUCUGAGGGAUUUGGCACCUUCCUCGUAACAUCCGUGGGCGUCAACUCUAGCUACGGCAAGACCUUGAUGUCUCUCCAGGAUGAAGGCCAGACUACUCCACUGCAGUCGAAGCUGAAUAUCCUCGCUGAUUACAUUGCAAAGCUCGGCUUGGCUGCUGGUCUUCUUCUCUUUGUCGUCCUCUUCAUCAAAUUUUUGGUCCAACUGAAGAAUAUUCAAGGUGGUUCUCAAUCAAAGGGUCAACAAUUCCUGCAGAUUUUCAUUGUCGCCGUGACCAUCAUCGUCGUCGCCGUUCCCGAAGGCUUGCCACUCGCCGUCACCUUGGCCUUGGCCUUUGCGACCACCCGAAUGCUCAAAGACAAUAACUUGGUUCGACUUCUCAGGGCGUGCGAAACUAUGGGGAACGCGACGACAGUCUGCUCAGAUAAAACAGGCACCCUCACAGAGAACCGAAUGACAGUCGUGGCCGGUUCCCUCUCCACUGCUUCAAGGUUCGGCGACAGUGAAGAAGUCGUGCCUGACGCCGCAACCCACGAAUUGAAGAAAUCCGACCAUGUGUCUGCUGAUGUUUCCUCCGCUGAAUUCUACAAAACUCUUGCCAAAGAGACUCAGGUGCUCCUCAAGGACUCAGUUGUCCUCAAUUCGACAGCUUUUGAAAGCGAGGAAAACGGGAAGCGCAUCUUCAUUGGUUCCAAGACAGAAACAGCGCUUCUUCAAUUCAUCGUCGAUCAUACUCCAAUUGGAUCCAUCAGUGAGGAACGUGCCAACUGCGAAGUCGUGCAGAUGUUUCCUUUCGACUCUGGCCGUAAGUGCAUGGCCGUCGUCAUCAGGCUUCCUGAUGGCGGAUGUCGCAUGUUGGUCAAGGGAGCUUCCGAAAUAUUAAUCUCAAAGUGCUCGCGGAUUAUCGCUGAUCCUACAAAGAGCACAGUCGAUUCGGCCAUCAGUUCCGCGCAGAUGCAGACAUUGAACGAGAUUGUGGAAAACUAUGCCUCCAGAUCUCUCAGAACAAUUGGACUCGUCUACCGGGACUUUCCCGAGUGGCCCCCGCAGGGUUGUGCUUCAAUCGAUGACAAGAAACAAGCCGAGUUCGAUAAAGUGUUUGAGAACAUGAUUUUUCUUGGGGUGGUCGGUAUUCAGGAUCCUUUACGUGCUGGUGUCAAGAAGGCGGUGCGCGAUUGCCAGGUCGCAGGUGUUUUCGUUCGCAUGGUGACAGGUGACAACAUAAUGACGGCCAAAGCCAUUGCGACCGAGUGUGGCAUCUUCACCCCUGGCGGUAUUGCAAUGGAAGGCCCAAUCUUUCGGAAGCUGAGCAGAAAACAGCUCAAACAGGUCAUCCCUCGCCUUCAAGUGCUGGCUCGAUCAAGUCCAGAAGACAAGAAGCGUUUGGUGCAGACUCUGAAGGAUCUCAAGGAAACUGUUGCUGUCACUGGUGAUGGGACCAAUGACGCCCCGGCAUUGAAAACCGCAGACGUGGGCUUUUCAAUGGGAAUCGCCGGCACAGAAGUCGCUAAAGAGGCUUCAGCUAUUAUCUUAAUGGACGACAACUUUGCCUCCAUUGUCAAAGCCAUUUCUUGGGGUCGGACGGUGAACGAUGCGGUCAAGAAAUUUCUCCAGUUUCAAAUCACGGUCAACAUCACUGCCGUGUUUCUCACUUUUAUCUCUGCUGUGGCGAGCUCAGAUGAGUCGUCGGUCUUGACGGCCGUGCAACUUCUCUGGGUUAACCUCAUCAUGGACACAUUUGCAGCAUUAGCACUGGCAACGGACCCUCCGACAGCCUCGAUCCUGCGCCGCCGGCCCGAACCCAGGACAGCACCUUUAAUCAACCUAACCAUGUGGAAGAUGAUUAUCGGCCAAUCCAUUUAUCAGCUUGUCGUGACCCUCAUCCUCAAUUUCGCGGGUGAAUCCAUCUUGAGCUAUGAAACAGCAGACGAGCAGAACAGACUUCAAAGUACUAUUUUCAACACCUUUGUCUGGAUGCAAAUAUUCAAUCAAUACAAUUGCCGACGGCUGGAUAAUAACUUCAACAUCUUUGAAGGGGUGUUGAAAAACUACUGGUUCAUCGGAAUCCAAUUCGUGAUAAUUGGUGGCCAGUGUCUGAUCAUGUUCGUUGGUGGCCAAGCGUUUUCUAUCCACAAGAUCAACGGAGCGCAAUGGGGCUACUCGAUUGUGCUCGGAGCACUUUCUAUGCCUGUGGCUAUUGUUAUCAGAUGUAUUCCUGAUGAGCUUUUUGCGCGUCUGAUUCCGAGUUUCUCACGACGACGGAAAGAUGGACCGGAACUGCUGGUCGAGGACGAAGAGGCACAAGUCCGAAGAUGGAAUCCAGGGGUGGAGGAAAUCCGAGAAGAACUCACGUUUCUCAAGAAGAUUCGUGGCGGCCGUAUGUCGGAGUUAGCAUACAAGUUACAACACCCUCGCGAGAGCAUGAUUCCACGGUCACGGAGUCCCUCGCGUUCUCGAUCCGACACCAAUCUGCCACAGACUCCUGAAGGGGACCUUCCUUCAUCAGAUGCUGUAACGUCGCCGACAUCACCUGCAACGCCUGAGCGAGCUCGAAGGCGAACAAGAGCAAGCUCGAAUGCGUUUGGUCCCGCAGCAGCUAUGGCAGGCAUCGUUGCAGGGAGUAUUGCAGGCGCGUGGUCGCCUAUUGACCGCCGCGCCGAAGAUCCUAGCGAAACGAUUCGAUUCAGUCGAUCGCGAUCUCAUUCUGGCGUCGAGGGAACUGCAGGAAUGGAAAUUCAUCCCGCCACAGCUGCUACCGACCCUGUGUUUGCAGAGAGUAUCCCUCAGGACGGUAUCCCACCAAGCCAGAAUCCUGAUCUCGCCCCCCACUUUGAGCACGCACCACCACAUAGCCCUUCGGGUCGAACCAAAGGAUCACACUCGAGACAGCCGUCGUCCAACGUUUGA